Messenger RNA from Lucilia sericata (common green bottle fly), 2447 nucleotides. RefSeq lists its product as uncharacterized. Gene Ontology annotation, cellular component: transcription repressor complex; nucleus. Gene Ontology annotation, molecular function: RNA polymerase II cis-regulatory region sequence-specific DNA binding; DNA-binding transcription repressor activity, RNA polymerase II-specific. The transcript has 3 exons. Bases 1 to 2187 code for a protein of 728 amino acids. NCBI's taxonomy places the organism in Eukaryota, Metazoa, Arthropoda, Insecta, Diptera, Calliphoridae. Gene Ontology annotation, biological process: neuron differentiation; regulation of cell cycle process; negative regulation of transcription by RNA polymerase II. The record is from RefSeq and is a predicted model, not a curated record.
AUGAUGAGUGAACAUUAUUUGGAAUGUCGUACAUUACCAACAAUAAACGAGACAUUUCCACAAUUUAGUACAAGACCACCACAGCAGCAACAACAAUCUCAUCAGCCAGUAACAAACACAUCGACAACAGCAACGUCUGUCACAGGAGGAAUAUCUAGAAAUAAUUUAAUACUUUCACCACUAGAUUUAUCACUACGAGCUGGAGUUAAUAUUGUACCCAUUACCCCACCCUCAACACCUUCACCACCCAGAAAACGUACAAGAUUUAUGUCAGACGAACAUUUUUUGUGGCGUCCGCAUGUCAUGGGAACAACGGUAGCCGGUGAACCAACCAACUCAACAACGGAGCAACACAACUUUUUACACACCAUGACCUAUACAAGACGUGAUGAAUUAAACUCAUCAUAUGGUUUGAAUGAGGAGUCAUACAACACGGCCGCCACAACACAAAGUUUCAAUAUUGACAAUAAUAAAGAAAUAAUCAACAAUUUUGGAGAAAUAACAAAGAGUCAACGAAGUGGAAGUACUUCAACAAUAGAAGAGUAUCAACGACAUAACCAUCAGCACUCACGCCAACAUCAGCCGCUGCAACUACAGCAACAUCAUCAACACCGUAGAGAUAUGGCAACAAUUUAUGUGGACGAUGAAACAAUUGUAUUGACCGAAGAUGAAGAUGAAGAAGACGAUGAGGAAGAAGAUGGCGAGAAUGAAGAGGAUGAGGAAACACUUUUGAGUUCUCAAGAACUAAAUGAAGACGAUGAAACUAAUGAGCCACCACAUAAAUCAUCACAAAGUCCCCAAAGCUCAAGGCACGAAAACCUUAAUUCACAAACACAAGACAACAGUAAUGCAGAUCCUGAUGAGGAAGAAGAAUAUGUUGACAUACUAGGUAAUGAUGAUGAGGAUGACAUAAAUCCUUUGUCUGCCCGAGCCAUCACAAUGUUACGUUUACAAAGUCAAGCGGAUUUAGAACAAGAACUGGAAAAGGAUGGCAAUGUAUUGACACGCAAUAAGUUGAUCUAUGAAAAUGAAGAAUUACAUAAUCGUGCUGUAGAUGGUUUGGCCAAGUUAUUCGAUAAAGAUUUUCAAAGACGUCAAGAGGAAAAUCAGGAAAAAUUAGACAAAGGCAAGACAUACAUAGAUUUAACUAAUUAUCAAAAGAACAAUAUUAAUUCACCCCAUCAGCAAGAUAAGGAACAACAGCAACAAUUUAUGAUUUCCUCACAACUACCAUCCACCUCAAGACCCUAUAAGACUCACAAAACCGAACGUAAACGUAUGAAACUACGCAAACACAUGUCAUUGGAUGAGGAAACUAUUAGUCCGGUUUCUGGCACUAUUAUACGUAAAUUGCGUGAUGAUGAAGAGUUGGUGGUGCGUAAAGGUGACAUUGAUCCUGCUUUUAAUGUCGUUGAGGUUACGGAGGAAGCUAAAGCUAUAUUGGCUAGUAUUGAUAAUAAGAUUGGAGCUUAUUUGUGUCAACUAUGUCGCACCUUGUACGAUGAUGCCUUUAAGUUGGCUCAACAUCGUUGUCCUCGUAUUGUUCAUAUUGAGUACAAGUGUUCGGAGUGUGAAAAGGUUUUUAAUUGUCCAGCAAACUUGGCCUCACAUCGUCGCUGGCAUAAACCCAAAUCCGAAAUUUUAGCCAACAGUCAAUCCAAAAAGAGAACACAUGCCGAACGUAACUCUCAAACGGGAUCCAACAGCUCCGAUAAAAUUGAUGAUGGAGUUGAUGGCAUCUUUCCUUGCAAUCAAUGUGGCAAAACUUUCCGACGACAUGCCUAUCUCAAAAAACAUCAGGCUUCACAUCAAAUGUUAGAGAAUCUCAAAUCCCUGGAUAUAUUUAAAAAUUCCACUGCAACCUCAACAACAUUCCAGCCUACUAAUCCACAUUUGAGUAGUUCAUCGCUACCAACGGCUCAGAGAAUACAACCAAAUCCUCUAUAUCCCUCACUACAACAUCCACGACCUUAUCCGGCACGUUUCGCAGGUUUUCCCUUUCCCACGCCAUUCGAUCAUCGACGUUUCUAUACUUUAGGGGAAUUUUAUCUCUCACAACAAUUAGAACGUUCUUCAGCUUUCCAGUAUGUACAGGCCAAUCAUUUGCGUAAUUUAACUAAUGUAGCUGGAAAUUUUAUUAACAGACCAGUGGUGCCUUCACCUAUUAUACCGCUGCCGGUAAAAUGACAAAAUAUUCUGCGUCCUGUACCGAGAAUAGCUUUAACAUCAACGGUAACAGCGACUACCUCUAUAAGCCAGGAAAUUACCACGAAUAAUGCUGCAGCAGCAACGCCAUCGGUAUUGCCUCUUUCUAGUCCCCCAACUAGUAACAACAAUACAAAUUUACCACCCAUCUCCACAUUUAAUUGGCUGCCAAAUGCUCCUAAUAACCUAACUAGUCAUACAUCUACGAAUUCAAGUUCUCGUUCCGAUUUGGAAGAUAUUUA